AUGGCUGAACCGCUCUGGGCUGCAGCUGGUCCUUCCAGAUCGACCGCUGCAAGCUUCGCAGCCAUGCCAGCAGCCGCUGUCGUAACAAAGAAGAAGAAGAAAAGAGGUCGAUUCUCAGAUAGCAAUAAGGUCUCCAACACUGACGCAGAUGGUUCGUCCAUACCUUCCAUCAUCAACCCACCCUCACCCGAGCUAGUCCCACGACAUUCUUCGAGUGCAAGCAGUUGGGGAAUCCAAGAUCUUUCAGAUUCGGAUGGCGAUUACGAUUGGCCCACACCGUCCACUUCAGCCGCACAUCACACAAGUCCCGAUCUCGACCGAGAUGAGCUUACCAAGUUUGCCAGACCAGCCAAACGUGUUCAUCUCGAGACACCCGAGGAUCGACAUACCUAUGGAAAGUUAGCUGGCCUUCAGAUAGAUCCGACAUCAAUAGCUUCUUCUUCCAUGCCCAGCACCUCCUCUUUCGGCCGGUCGAAUGGUGCUAGAACCCAUAGCGGCCUUGCUGGAGCUUUUGGUCUAAGCUCGUCACUAGCCUCUGCGCUUGCAGCCAAUGCGGGUGGCAACAUUUUGGCACCUCGUGUACCUCCAUCUAGUCCAACCAAGGCUGAUGCUUUCUCCAACCCUUUCCAAGUCUCGGCUUCGACAAUAUACCAGCAAGCAAUUGCACCUGUUCCACCAACAUCGCCCAGCUUGGCGAAACGCGGCAUUGUUCCUCCCACUUGUCCACAACACAUGCACAGCUUCGACAUUCCAACCACCCCAUCCAAACAAGCCAACUCUGCUGAGCUUCAAGAUGCUGAGAUGCGCACCAGGCGCGGCAAUCCGACCAGCUUUGAAGUUGAGCCGGAUCGUAUUGUAGUCACCAGCCUAGAUGAUACUUCAUCCUCAGAAGGCGAUGCAUCUAGCCCAGCUGAACAAGGGCAAAAGACCCCGGACGCCGAUACUUUUACCGAAAGCAAGGAAAGCACCUCCGACUUUGUCAUCAACAACGAGCUCAUCGAGAAACUUGAAGCACAUAGCAGAGCCGUCCUCACUGGAACUUCGGAACGAGACAACGCUGCUUCGAAUUCGCGCUCAGGUGCUUCAGCCGGUCAGAGCCGCUCACGACGCUCCGGAAGAAGGUCUGGUGGAGCAUCGGGCAUCCCAAGCCUCGGUUCGCUUUUAAGCAGUCGUCGCCGAUCAGCACAAUCAAGCCCAGCAUCGUCCGGCUAUGCCUCACCCAUCAACGCUGAAGAUGCAAGAGGCGCCCUGAUUCUUUGGAAGGAUCCCGAAGAAGUUUUGAAGGCGACAUCUUCCGCCACAGCAUCCUCUUCUCCACUCAAGCAGCAGAGCGAUCUGGCUUUCGUACCCGAAGCUACCUCGACAACAGCCAACUUUAUGUCUCAGCCUCCAGUCUCGUUUCAAUCCGGAUCUGGCCAUGCAUCAUCUCACAGCAAUUACUUUGGCCGACCUGCACCAAGCAUGUCCGAGAUCCCUGGCAUGGCAGCCCUUGCCUCGCCUUGUCACGCAGCUGAAAGUCCUCUGUACGCACAGCAGUCGUCCUUGUCGAGCUCUUACUUUCCCGAUCCAUCGCCACUCGAGACUCGUUUCGCUCAGAAUGCUCCACAGUCAGUGUGGCACGCAAAUGGACCAAUGCAUUCUCCGUCCGCCGCUAUGAACCAACACCAGUACCAGCACGAGCCAGAGCAGCAUUAUGGGCAUCACUAUGGUGGAGCUCAUGCACCAGCAAUGGCUACUUCAUUCCAGCAUAUCAGCUCUUCGGCACAUCCGACCUCUGCUCAGAUCCAUGCUCACAAUCUCGGCGCACAGCCGAUCGAUCUGUCUGGCUGCUUCGGUCCAGCCGAAGAGAUGGACCUGGACAGCUGA
Ustilago hordei is the source of this 1866-nucleotide messenger RNA. RefSeq lists its product as uncharacterized. NCBI's taxonomy places the organism in Eukaryota, Fungi, Basidiomycota, Ustilaginomycetes, Ustilaginales, Ustilaginaceae. The record is from RefSeq and is a predicted model, not a curated record. The transcript has a single exon. Bases 1 to 1866 code for a protein of 621 amino acids.